Molecule: messenger RNA, 611 nt
Organism: Leucoraja erinaceus (little skate)
Lineage: Eukaryota; Metazoa; Chordata; Chondrichthyes; Rajiformes; Rajidae
Product: protein FAM107B-like
Exons: 5
Coding region: 161-541 (126 amino acids)
Biological process (GO): regulation of actin cytoskeleton organization; actin filament polymerization; actin filament bundle assembly
Cellular component (GO): neuron projection; stress fiber; synapse
Source: RefSeq, a predicted model, not a curated record
AACCAGUCCCGGAUCGAUCGAUCAACUCAGACCCAACCUGGUGGCUCAACCCGCAGACAGAUAUACACCUAGACACAGUGCACCUUGAACGAAAUUUCGUUGCAUUUUACUCUCCAAAAUCAGUUAAAAGUUAAAAGUUCCAGGUUUGCGAGCGCCAGUUAUGAUGGUGCCGGCCUCAGGCCCGGUGAAGACGGCCCGAACUCAUCAGGACCUGCAUCGUGAGCUCCGCCUGGCACACCGCAAAGGGCUGUCGAGUAAAACGGAGCUGCAGAAGGUUCUGGAACAGCGGGAGAUGCGGAAGGUUCUGGAAGAGCCCCAGGUCCGCACGCCCCUCCAGACGGAGUUCCUCAAGAGGCAGCAGAAAAAGGAGGAGCUGCUGAGGAGGGAGCUGGCUAGUCAGGCGGAGGUGGAGAGAGCGCCGGAGUUUGUGAGGGUGAGAGAACGGCUGAGGAGGAGGAGAAGCCCCUCACACGAGAGCCCGGAGCGGCGGGGAGAGAACAGGGCCCGGAGCCCAGAGCACAUGCAGGGGGUCCCUGCCUGAUCUCAUCUCCCUGGCCCCCUGACACUGGCAAUAUCUCUCUCUCUCUCUCUCCCUCCCUCUCUCCCUCUCU